UCCUCCUCCUCCUCCUCCUCCUCCUUCAUUUUCUCAAUCCAAUUCUCACUUUGAAUUAGAGUCUAAUUCAGUAAAGCAGCAAUGGCCUCUUCUUCUUCUUCUUUGAUAAUACUUCUUCUGAAUGCUCUUCUACUUGUUUCUUUCUUUCAGUCCUCAAUGGGAACAGGGAGAAAGUUGAAUGAAUUAGUACAAGAACAGCCUAGUGUACCAUUAAAAUACCACAAAGGAGCUCUUCUUUCUGGGAAGAUUUCUGUUAAUUUGAUCUGGUAUGGUAAUUUCAAACCUGCCCAGAGAGCUAUCAUCUCUGAUUUCUUCAAUUCGAUUCAUUCAACUUCAACCCAAUCAAAAAAUGAACCAUCUGUUUCUACAUGGUGGAAGAAAACAGAGAAAUACUACCAUCUACCAACUUCUACAAGGAAACCCACUUCAUUGGUUUUGAAAUUAGGGAGACAAAUCUUUGAUGAGAAAUACUCAUUGGGUAAAUCUCUGAGUAACAAGAAAAUCGUUAGAUUGGCAUCCAGAGGUGAACAGAGUAACGCCAUUAAUGUCGUAUUGACUUCUGCUGAUGUUGCUGUUGAUGGGUUCUGUUCAAGUAGAUGCGGUACUCAUGGUUCUUCAAUUUCUGCUUCGAAGAAAUCCAAAUUUGCAUACAUUUGGGUUGGUAACUCUGAGAUUCAAUGUCCUGGGCAAUGCGCUUGGCCUUUCCACCAACCGAUUUAUGGACCUCAGGGUGCACCAUUAGUUGCACCGAACAAUGAUGUUGGUGUAGAUGGAAUGGUGAUCAAUUUGGCCAGUUUAUUAGCCGGAACAGCUACAAAUCCAUUCGGAAAUGGGUAUUUUCAAGGACCGGCUGAAGCCCCAUUGGAAGUUUCAUCUGCCUGUACUGGAAUUUAUGGAACCGGAGCUUACCCUGGUUAUCCUGGAAAUUUGUUGGUUGAUUCGACUAGUGGUGGGAGUUAUAAUGCAAAUGGUGCAAAUGGAAGGAAAUUCUUGUUGCCGGCAUUGUUUGAUCCUGCUACAUCUACUUGCUCUACUUUAGUCUAGUAUAAAAAUGAGAUAUGUACAAAAAUUUAGAGUUAAGAGACAUACAUGUAUUAUAGGGGGGUUUUUGUUGGGGGUAAGUUAAGAUUGUGAUGUCAUGAUAAUGCAACAAUUUAUUCAUUCUUUUUGAAUCAAUGAAAAAAGAGCAAAACACUUCUUUUGCUUUUGAAUAUCAAAUUUUG
This is a messenger RNA of Papaver somniferum (opium poppy), 1223 nucleotides long. RefSeq names its product protein EXORDIUM-like. Bases 82 to 1044 code for a protein of 320 amino acids. The record is from RefSeq and is a predicted model, not a curated record. The transcript has a single exon. NCBI's taxonomy places the organism in Eukaryota, Viridiplantae, Streptophyta, Magnoliopsida, Ranunculales, Papaveraceae.